This is a messenger RNA of Eriocheir sinensis (Chinese mitten crab), 1904 nucleotides long. RefSeq lists its product as uncharacterized. Gene Ontology annotation, cellular component: condensed nuclear chromosome. Gene Ontology annotation, biological process: resolution of meiotic recombination intermediates. Gene Ontology annotation, molecular function: ATP hydrolysis activity; single-stranded DNA binding. Lineage: Eukaryota; Metazoa; Arthropoda; Malacostraca; Decapoda; Varunidae. The record is from RefSeq and is a predicted model, not a curated record.
GUGAUUCUGACAGCCAUGAGCUUACUACAAGUGUUGGAGUCCCCUGUACAUCAGCUAAGGAAGGCCCUGCCCUGGAUACCAGACAGAAUAAUAACAAUGCUCUACAAGCUAAUACAUGAUGAGCCCAUACGUGACAUCAAGAUUGGCAGAUAUUCUUGUCUAAGUAAGGAGGCAGUAUUAACCAAUACUGAUGAACAAACACACAAAUGCAAGACUGCAGAAAGUUAUUAUCAAAAUGCAGAUGAUGCUGAUGCACAUUAUAGUUCUGACGGCUCUAAUAACACAGCAAAAACAUACCCUCUGGAUAGGAGAGGUUCAGAAGACACAACUCUCUGCUGUGAGGAGGAAGGGAGACAGAUUCCUUCAGUUUCUUUGUCCCAUUACUUGCCAGAAAAAGUUUUAAUAUUUGGAGCAAAUGAUGUCAAGAGUGAAUACUCUUGCAAAGCAAGUGAUGAAGCAGUUCCUAAAAAUCCAUACUCUCAUUUCCACAAUACAAAUGUUCCCCCAGCUGCAUAUAGCACCUUCCCUCCUACUGCAGUUGUCACAACUGAGGAGCCAACACAAAGAAACUGCUCUAAGCACACUGCUACAGUUAUUCCAAUAACUGGUAACAAUGAAUAUAGCUCUUCACAGGUCAGUGAUACAAAAUAUUUCACACAAACAAAAUCAGCAGAUCCUCAAAUUCUCAUGGGAAGUUAUGCCAAGCACCCCUCAAAGGAUCUAUUUAAUCCACACAAAUACCUGCAUAUCAUGGAGCAAGACAGUGGUACAUGUAUGCAGUCACCACACCUGACACCAUGGCAAUACCAGCAACUACCACAGCAGCAUGAACAACUGCCACCAUGGCAGUGCCAGCAAGAACCACAACAGUAUCAGUAUUUACUGCCAUCACAGCUGCUUCUGCAACCACAAGGGAGCUCUAGACCAAAGGAAAGAGAAGAAGUCGUUGUAGUGUCCCCAUAUUUCUCUAACCUCCCCAAUCCUAAGGCUGACACUACAUGUCCAGUGCCACUCCCUAUUCAGCCAAACAGUCAUGAUUCUCCUCACCCAUCAACAUCUUCAUUUCCCAGUUUUUUGCCCCAGACUAGUCCAGCACCUGAGUUCCUCCAUCAGACAUGGGACAAGUCUUCCAGGCCCUCAGCAUCAAAUAACACAUCCAGUAAUGCCAUUGGUUCUGCUUUAAUUUUGGGAAACACCCACCAGGUUCAUCAAGAAGCCUUGCCAUAUGAACACCAGCUCUGCCCUGACAAGGUCUUUGAUAUUGUCAAGCCAAAUCAGUGGAAUGAUGAUACAAGAACCUCUGAACCUACAUCCCAUCACUCACAACAAGGUCAAGGUCCACCCAGCAUUUAUGACUUCCAGAGAAAUGUAGGAGCCGUCAGGCCGGGUCACAACACCUCAGAAGAUGCACAAAGACUUUUCUACAAAAAGGUGCCAGGCUGGGGUGCUCAAACAAAAUUAGUUAUCAAUUCAAGUUAAAGCAUGCUGUUAGUCUGAUGAUGCUUGUACUAUUGUAUUGUGCUGUGUCCAAAUUCUUACUAUUAACAAUUUGCUAGUCUCUCACAAUGUUCACCAUUUCACUACUUAGCUUGGAAUAGUUUUGCAAAGUUGCCUAUUUGUUAUUCUUUUUAUGUAUACAUAGUAUUUCAAUCAAGCCAACCUGACAACAUUAUUAAAGACUUAAUAGCAUUUAUGUGUAAGCUGCAUGAUCAUACACAAAUGGAAUUUAAGGUCUUCAUAAUUUUGGAAAUGAUGGCGCUGAGAGGGUCUCAAAGGCAUUACUUAGGUACAAUCCUGACAUGACUUAUAUUCAAAGGACAAUAUUCCAUGGGAUAUGAAAUUAUCUUAUUUCUUUAGAUUCUUAUUGAAUAUUUUUGUUUUGUUUUUAUCAACAAUAUUAUGGA